Molecule: messenger RNA, 1014 nt
Organism: Cladophialophora bantiana CBS 173.52
Lineage: Eukaryota; Fungi; Ascomycota; Eurotiomycetes; Chaetothyriales; Herpotrichiellaceae
Product: mitochondrial thiamine pyrophosphate carrier 1
Exons: 3
Coding region: 1-1014 (337 amino acids)
Biological process (GO): thiamine pyrophosphate transmembrane transport
Cellular component (GO): mitochondrial inner membrane
Molecular function (GO): thiamine transmembrane transporter activity
Source: RefSeq, a predicted model, not a curated record
AUGUCGGCGGAGAUCGAGCGUCUCAAGGACGAGGGCACGAGACAGCAAGUCGUAAUUGCCGGUGGUAUCGCAGGCCUCGUGUCCAGAUUCGUCAUCGCUCCUUUGGACGUUGUCAAAAUUCGGCUCCAGCUUCAGCCUCAUUCGCUCUCCGACCCAUUAUCAUGCGAUGGCAUCAAAGGCCCAAUCUACAAGGGCGUCUUUUCCACCCUGCGUGCAAUCGUGAGAGAUGAGGGUAUUCGAGCGCUGUGGAAGGGGAAUAUUCCCGCUGAACUCAUGUAUAUCACUUACGGCGGCGUUCAAUUUACGGCUUAUCGCUCCAUUACUCAAGCUCAGGCUAUGCUUCCGACGCGUCCACCGCCAUCGCUGGAAUCCUUCAUCAGCGGUGCUGGAGCAGGCGCCGCCGCAACUUCAAUCACUUACCCGUUGGAUCUUCUCCGGACACGGUUUGCUGCACAGGGGCCAGAGAAGAUUUAUUCAGGACUCGCCAACUCCGUUCAGGACAUUCUUCGACGCGAGGGACCCAGCGGCUUCUUCCGGGGUCUCAGCGCCGCCCUGGGUCAGAUUGUGCCUUACAUGGGCCUCUUCUUCAUGAGCUACGAAUUCCUCCAUCAGUACAUAGGGGGCAAAACCUUACCCUUUGGAUCCGGUGAUGCCACGGCUGGUGUAUUUGCCAGUAUUUUUGCAAAGACCGCUGUUUUCCCGCUGGAUCUGGUCAGAAAGAGAUUGCAGGUCCAGGGGCCGACGAGAAGCAGGUAUAUUCACACGAAUAUUCCCGAGUAUACGGGCGUUGUUCGUUCUUUAGCGACCAUUUGGAGGAAGGAGGGAUAUCGCGGCUGGUACCGAGGACUGACUGUCAGUUUGAUCAAGGCAAGUCUUUUUCUCUCCCCUGCCGCUCCAGCAUCGGCCGUCACAAUGUGGACGUAUGAGCGUGUAAUGCAUUCACUGGUUCACUCAAAUAGGAACGAUGAGAUGUGGGAAACUUAUACUGGCUACGAUGAUGAUUACGAUGACUAA